CUACUGAUCUACUUCUUGCCUGGAAUCCCAUUUGUUUGGGAUUGGUAGAAGGUGUUAUUGGGAAAAUUCAACUUCAUUCAGAUCUCCCAUGGUGGCUUAUUCUAAUUCGGCAGAAAGCAUUGGUGGGCAAACUCCCAGGAGACCAUGAAGUCUGUAAAGUUACCAAAAUUGUUGUGAUAUCACUUUCAGAAAUGGAACCUCAGGAUCUGGAGCUAGAGCUCUGUAAGAAGCAUCAUUUUGGGAUUAACAAACCAGAGAAGAUUAUACCAUCUCCUGAUGACUCAAAGUUUCUACUGAAGACCUUUACACAUAUUAAAUCCAAUGUGUCUGCUCCUAAUAAAAAGAAAGUUAAGGAAAGUAAAGAAAAGGAGAAGUUGGAGAGAAGAUUACUUGAAGAGUUGCUAAAGAUGUUUAUGGAUUCAGAAUCCUUUUAUUAUAGCUUGACUUAUGACCUGACCAAUUCCGUGCAGAGACAGAGCACUGGGGAGAAGGACAGCCGUCCUCUCUGGCAAAAGGUACAACUCACAGAUACAAGCAGGGUUUGCCCUCUGGAACAAUUGCUGACCCUUUCGUCUUUUGUAAAAAAACUGAAAUAAUGUGUUUUUGAACUGGAUUAUCUCUGGUUUUUUUCUAGGUUGAUGACCGAUUUUUCUGGAAUAAAUAUAUGAUACGAGAUCUUACUGAGAUUGGUAUGCCAGAUGUGGACUUUUGGAUUAUCCCUAUUAUCCAAGGUUUUGUGCAAAUUGAAGAACUUGUGGUUAAUUAUAAUGAAUCAUCUGAUGAUGAGAAAAGUAGCCCAGAGACCCCCCCACAGGAGUCCACCUGUGUAGAUGACAUUCACCCACGAUUUCUAGUGGCUCUCAUUUCACGGCGGAGUAGGCACAGAGCAGGAAUGCGCUAUAAACGAAGAGGAGUGGAUAAAAAUGGAAAUGUUGCAAAUUAUGUGGAGACUGAGCAAUUAAUUCAUGUUCAUAAUCAUACCCUGUCAUUUAUUCAAACACGAGGCUCGGUGCCUGUCUUUUGGAGCCAAGUUGGGUAUCGAUAUAAUCCAAGACCUCGGCUGGACAAAAGUGAAAAGGAAACUGUUGCCUAUUUCUGUGCCCAUUUCGAAGAACAACUGAAAAUUUACAAAAAACAGGUUAUUAUUAACUUGGUAGACCAGGCAGGAAGAGAGAAGAUUAUUGGGGAUGCUUACCUUAAACAAGUGCUGCUCUUUAACAACUCACAGCUCACUUACGUUUCCUUUGACUUCCAUGAGCAUUGCCGAGGAAUGAAGUUUGAGAAUGUUCAAACCCUAACAGAUGCCAUUUAUGACAUUAUUCUUGACAUGAAAUGGUGUUGGGUUGAUCAAGCUGGGGUAAUAUGUAAACAAGAAGGGAUUUUUCGAGUUAAUUGCAUGGACUGUCUGGAUCGCACCAAUGUGGUCCAAGCUGCCAUCGCACGAGUGGUCAUGGAACAGCAGCUGAAAAAAUUAGGUGUGAUGCUCCCGGAGCAGCCAUUACCUGUGAAGUGUAAUCGAAUCUACCAGAUAAUGUGGGCUAACAAUGGUGACUCCAUUAGCAGACAGUAUGCUGGGACAGCUGCUCUGAAGGGUGACUUUACAAGAACAGGGGAAAGGAAAUUAGCAGGAGUUAUGAAAGAUGGAGUUAACUCAGCAAAUAGGUAUUACCUCAAUCGGUUUAAGGAUGCUUAUAGGCAAGCUGUUAUAGAUUUGAUGCAAGGCAUUCCAGUGACAGAAGAUCUUUAUUCCAUAUUUACUAAGGAGAAAGAGCAUGAAGCUUUGCAUAAGGAAAAUCAGAGAAGCCACCAGGAACUAAUUAGUCAGCUCUUACAAAGUUACAUGAAGUUACUACUGCCUGAUGAUGAGAAAUUCCAUGGGGGCUGGGCACUCAUUGAUUGUGAUCCCAGCCUCAUUGAUGCUACUCAUAGAGAUGUGGAUGUGCUGCUACUGCUUUCUAACUCUGCCUACUACGUGGCCUAUUAUGAUGAUGAAGUUGAUAAAGUAAGCCAAUAUCAACGAUUGAGUCUAGAAGGCCUGGAAAAAAUAGAAAUAGGUCCUGAACCCACACUCUUUGGUAAACCAAAGUUCUCCUGCAUGCGACUGCACUACAGAUAUAAAGAAGCAAGUGGUUAUUUCCAUACACUGAGAGCUGUAAUGCGUAAUCCAGAAGAAGAUGGAAAAGAUACCCUUCAGUGCAUUGCAGAGAUGCUUCAGAUAACCAAGCAGGCUAUGGGAUUGGAUGUACCUAUAAUUGAGAAAAAACUUGAGAGGAAGAGCAGUAAACCUCACGAAGACAUCAUUGGUAUCAGAUCUCAAAACCAAGGCUCUUUGGCCCAGGGGAAGAAUUUUUUAAUGAGCAAAUUUUCAUCUCUAAAUCAAAAAGUGAAGCAGACCAAAUCCAAUGUAAAUAUUGGCAACCUUCGAAAGUUAGGAAACUUCACGAAACCUGAAAUGAAAGUUAACUUUCUAAAACCAAAUUUAAAAGUCAAUCUUUGGAAAUCAGAUAGUAGUCUUGAGACUUUGGAACACUCAGGAGUAAUGGACAAUAAGGUCCAGGCAGAGUCUGAUGGGGACAUGUCUUCAGAUAAUGACUCAUACCACUCUGAUGAAUUCCUUACAAAUUCCAAGUCUGAUGAAGACAGGCAGCUAGCUAAUUCUUUAGAGAGUGUAGGGCCAGUAGAUUAUGUUCUUCCUAGUUGUGGUAUUAUUGCUUCAGCACCUCGAUUAGGCAGUCGAUCCCAGUCUAUCAGCAGCACUGAUAUUAGCAUUCAUGCUCUUUCAGACAUUACUGUUGCUCAUGGAAGUGGGCUUGGAAAAGGCCGGGUGUCUCCUUUGAAAAAAAGUCCUUCUGCUGACAAUAUACAUAUAUUGACUGGUUUUGCCAAGCCUGUGGAUAUUUAUUGCCACAGAUUUGUGCAAGAUGCACAAAACAAAAUUGCGGAGCUAUCAGAGAUCAGGUGUGUGUCUCAGCAAGCUAGUGAGGAAGGAAAUCAUAUGAUCAAUCAGGUUUCUAAUGAAGAAACCAAAUCAGAAUCAGCAGAACUAAUACCUUCUCGACCAUCUCAAUUAGAUGUGUCUUUUUCUGCAACAGGCCCACAGUUUUUGUCAGUUGAACCACUGCACUCUGUUAUAUUUCAAAAGACCCCUGGUUCUGGUUCAGGCACGUUGGAACUUGAGUCAGGGCUUCAUGUAACUCCUUCUCCUUCAGAGAGCAGUAGCAGCAGAGCAGUCUCUCCCUUUGCAAAGAUUCGCAGUUCCAUGGUCCAGGUUGCUAGUAUUACACAAGCUGGGUUAACCCAUGGCAUAAACUUAGCAGUAGCUAAAGUUCAGAAGAGUCCUGCAGAGCCAGAAGUAGUUAAUGAAGUCCAGCAAAAGGAACUUAAAAAUAUGUUUACACAAUGCCAGACACGAAUAAUUCAGAUUUAGAUUUUGGCCACAAAGAAGCCUUUGGCUUUUAUUUGAAAGUUCAAAAAGGAGUUUUCACAUAUUAGGCUAUUUUAACUUGUAUGUCUUAAUCUACGGAUUACAAAUUUUUGUUUCAUUGGGAAGGGUUUUAAAGAAGUCUGAACCUGAGGUUUCCAAAUUGGAGUCAAGGCUAGAAAUCCAAAAUCCUAGAUUCUGUAGACCUGAACGGUUUAUAUUCUGUAACAGGUCACUUCAGAACAACUUGAACUGGUUUUUAGAGGGAAAAGAGGAAUGGACUCUAGGAAGCAGAUAUAAAGGUUAGACAUUGACCCAUUUAAAGGCUCAGCAGUUUUCUGUUGUCAGUUCAUUCCUAUGCAUUACCUCUACAAGGUGGAUCAUACACUUUAGUUUUUAGUGACUAGUGUUCCAAGUGUGGAGAAACAUCUGAAUAUUGAAAAAAAAUUGUUCAGUUGUGAUGGCUUUUAAUCAUUUUCUAGGAAGUUGAUUGAGGAUUUUUGACACUGGUCAAGAAACAUAUUCUCAUUUGGUCCUGAUUUUUCCCAUGUUCCAACUUGAAUAUAUUCUGCCUAUAUUCCCCAAAAUGUACACUUGCCAAGUAUAAUAUAAACCUGUCUUGUCAAUAUGAAUGACAUUAUCUAUUAAAUUUCAUUUUGCUCUGUUUUCA
Messenger RNA from Ictidomys tridecemlineatus (thirteen-lined ground squirrel), 4091 nucleotides. Lineage: Eukaryota; Metazoa; Chordata; Mammalia; Rodentia; Sciuridae. The record is from RefSeq and is a predicted model, not a curated record.